AUGCUUCUUCGCAAUCCCAACGCGUUUGGUCGUGUGAUGGAGGAACGCAGAGCCAUUCACGGGUCGAAUGACCAAAAGUCGCUCUAUGACAUUGUGCUCAGAUAUAAUGUCAAUGACCUCGAACCCAAGAUUGGCGCCUCCAUGGGCAAGGAUCGAAUCUUUGCACUGCUUGGGCUGGCAGCGGAUGACGAUGAGUUCCGCAAAGGGGUGUGCGUGCAGUACGGCGGUACUAUGCGAACAUAUAGGGAUGUCGCACGCCUGAUGCUGAAACGAGACGUCGAUACACUUCUCUUUAAUCAGUUUCCAAAGAACCUGGCAGGAUUACCGUCUUGGGUCCCCGACUGGAGCAUGAAUCUAGUUACGCCACUCGGCUAUAGCAAGCUGACUGAGCCCGAGUUUACGGCUGGGGGCGAAAAACAAACAGCCGACUUGUCGCUCGAUGAGCAAAAUGGUCUUGCCAUCAAGGGCACCCUGUUGGACAAGGUUGUUUUCGUGGGCGAGCGCACGUAUUCUGUUUCUCGUGAAUCCUUUACGCAUCCCCAAAUUGAUUAUCUAGAUGCCACUCUGUUUUUCAAUGAGAUAUCCGCCGUCGUACGGGACGCAGCGUUCGUGUAUAACGGUCAUUCGGCCUUGCCACUGGACCAAGAGGCGCGAGCCCUGCAGUUUCUUCGUGUCUGCGACUCUGGUCUUUCGUACUGGAGUUUGGCAAGGGAAUUUGGCCAUUUCGAGGCCAAAGAGCGUUUAGAAACAUGUUUUUACGUUGUCAAUUUCGUAGGAGAGAGCGCGAUCAAGUCUGAAGAAAGCUUGGCCGCGUGGUCCAUCACUCGUAUCUAUCAUACAAUUGGCGUUGUUCCGUGGUAUUUCCAGGCCGGCUCAGAAAUGGAAACACUCAGAUACUGGGCUCGAGGUCCCAUCGCAAUGGCAAAGUUACUAUAUGAAGGCGUUCAAGACUUCUUGUGGGAGAUGUUGAUGCUUUGCGCAUCAUCGGCUAUGGUCCAGGGGAUAUCUUGGUACAUCGACUUCACGCGCCGGUUCAGAAAAAUUGACUACAAAGCUCACAAGGACCUAACAAAGGGCCCUAAGAUGCCAGAAGAGUGGGUGACGAAACUUGAACAAUAUGCCGCGGAGAGGCAUUCAUUCAUGCAUGAUUUGGUGAGAAACGCCGGCCGAAGAGUGUAUCGCACAGAAAGGGGUUACGUGGGAAUGGGGCCGCCGAAAAUUGAAUGUGGUGAUAUGGUGGCUGUUUUUCAUGGAGGCACGAUGGCGCAUAUUCUGCGUCCAUCCAAGGAUGACAGAGGUCAUGAUGAGGACACAGCUUGGGAGUAUAUUGGAGAAACGUACUGCGAUGGUAUUAUGCAUGGCGAGGCCUUGGAGUCGGGCGUUGCUCGCCGCGUACUGCUUGUCUGA
Molecule: messenger RNA, 1407 nt
Organism: Metarhizium brunneum ARSEF 3297
Lineage: Eukaryota; Fungi; Ascomycota; Sordariomycetes; Hypocreales; Clavicipitaceae
Product: Heterokaryon incompatibility protein 6, OR allele
Source: RefSeq, a predicted model, not a curated record